Molecule: messenger RNA, 3595 nt
Organism: Melanotaenia boesemani (Boeseman's rainbowfish)
Lineage: Eukaryota; Metazoa; Chordata; Actinopteri; Atheriniformes; Melanotaeniidae
Gene: cdkn1d
Product: cyclin-dependent kinase inhibitor 1D
Exons: 3
Coding region: 368-919 (183 amino acids)
Biological process (GO): signal transduction by p53 class mediator; regulation of mitotic cell cycle
Cellular component (GO): nucleus
Molecular function (GO): cyclin-dependent protein serine/threonine kinase inhibitor activity
Source: RefSeq, a predicted model, not a curated record
AUUUCUUUUGUAUUUCUGCGUAUUUUUUGUAAUUUGGCAGCACUGUCAACAUGUAACUUGUGCAGCGUUGAGAGUUUUAUAAGAUGUUCAGUUCUGCUCCAAAAGUGACUGUUUUCGGUAGACACUACGUGACCGUAUCUUCGCGUGGGACGUCCCACUUGUCUCUUGAGUCCAUAACAAUCAAGUCACAGAUAAGGGGAACAAGCACGACCCUCCUGUGGGCAGUGUCUCCUCAGACUUUCCACCUAGACACUGUUCAUAUCAACGGGACUGUUCAUACACAUUUUUGUACGGUGAAUAUUUCUCAUCAGUAAACGAAACGCUCGAGCCGUCAAACUCCGCUUUGAGAUAAGGACAUUAAUGGGACAUGGAGAUGGCUUCUACAUCAGCAUUAACAGGAGGACCAGCUAUGACCUCUGAUUCAGAGCUCUCAUGCCUCGGAGGCAUCGAAGCCUUGAAGUUGAAGGUGGGGCCGGUUCGAAGGAAUCUCUUCGGGCCUGUUGACCACCAGCAGCUGCAACAGGACUUCCAGAGGCUUCUCUGUAUGAGUGUGGAGGUGGCUAACAAGCGCUGGAACUUUGACUUCCAGAGCGACAAGCCGGUACAGGGUUCCAGCAUUGAAUGGGUGGAGCUCAGGUGCCAAGACGUCCCUUCAUUUUACCGCAGCUGCAUGGUGCAACCAGCGGGGAGGCCUGGAACUGGGCUGACAAAGGAUUCAUGGAGGACAUCGACUUCAUCAGGCGAGGGCUCCCCCAUGUCCAGCAGCUCAUCUGGAUCUGGGGAUGAAUACCUAGAAGUCACAGCCAGGAGUUGCUACCGGCUUCAGAGGCUGGGGAAACGCAAACAAUCUGCCAUAACAGAUUUCUUCAAAGUGAAGAAGAGGAGACUUCUUCAUUACAAAGCAUCUUUUGUACAGUAGAAAAACACGACAGCAUACCUUGAAAGAUCAAUAAGUGGUCGACAUCCCUCCACUUAUCACCUCUCACAGAUCAGAUGUAUAUAUGUAGCAAAUUGUGACUGUUCACAAGCUCACACAUGCGUGGACUUCAAAGUGUCACCUUCUACAUGCCUCUAAUUCCUCAGAACGAAGAAGCUACUUUUUUCCUAGGUAAUCAAGCUCCUGCUCUAGAAAUAUUUUUGUAUAAAUAUUAAGUAUACUGUACAUUCUAUAUACUGUUUUACUCAGCUUUUGAAUAUACUGUGAAAUAAUUUUGAAUGCACUCUUCCGGGUUACUAGAACAGAAAAAGUCUCUAGUUCCAAUAGGUUAAUUUUCUUUAUGUAUAGUAUUUGUCCUCAGCCCCUGACCCUGUUUUCUCCCUGUUGCUACAAGUCAUUGGAGCUUUUGACCUCACAUAGCCUUUAGUUUAACCCCACAACUCUAAAAGCUUGGAUUGGACUAUGGGUCAAAAUUUCACCUAAGGUUCAAAAUGUGGCAGCAUGACUGUCAUUACCUCCAGGUUAAAGGUUAGAUGUGGAGGUUGGGCUCUUAAGAACAAUUAAGAUUUAAAUUCUGAGAAAAAAUAAUUAUUAUUCCUAUUUAUUUAUCUUUCAUGAUGCUAGAUCAUUGUGAAGAUGAAAAAGAGUAAAAGAAUAGACAUGUAAUAUUUAAAACGAGGUAAAAGUGCCACCGGCCCUAGAUUAUGCCUUCGAUUAUCACGGCUCAUGUGCACUCCAAAGGGUGUACUUUGAAGAGUAAACACCAUCACAACAUAGCAAAUAAUGUACAAAUGAAAUACUACAGUAUAUAUGUUUUUAUUUUGCUUUAUAGUAUAUGCAGAACUGGUUUGUAGAAAAAUCUUUUUUUUUGGUAACAAAAUGUAGCAUUUCUCACUUGCCUUCAUGUGAUGUCCAUCUUGUAGGUCUUAAAUGUGCCUCUUUUACUCCAUGAAGGGAAUUAUUAUUAUAUUUUACCACAGUGUUGCAGCUCAGAGGGGUCAACCCUUUUGCUUCCACUUUGUGUUAAAUAAGUUUUUCUAAAUAUAAGAGUGUGGUGGUGUCACAUUGCAGUUUUAUAAGUGUUUGUAUUGUAUGUACAUAUGCAUGUGUGCGAAUGUUGUUCAGCGUCUUGAGCUUUUUCACCAGUUAUAAAGGUUGUGGUAGCUGAGGCAGUCCAACCAAAGCAGUUGCUUGGUCAUUAAGCCAGAAUAAUAUGCUUUCCAGGUCUGAUUUUUUUUUUUUUUUUUUUGUCACAGAAGCCAGCCAACAUCUUCAAAUAUGUCAUUAGCACUUUAAAUUUAAAAAAAAUAAUUUAAGUUUGCUUCAUUUUUAUGAUUCAGACUGCACAAUCCCCAUUUUUUGCCUUUUUUUCUUUUGUCUUUUUUUUUUUCUUGCGACAGUAAAUUGUAUGGAUUCAUCCACUUUUACUACCUCAUGAACUUAUAACACAAGUAAACAUACAGGUAAAAAAAAAUAAUAAAAUGCAGCUCAGGUUGUUUUUACAGGCAGGAAAUCAAGACAGACAGACUCUGUUGUGGUAAAAUAUCAGGUAGUGUGUCAGAGCAGGGCCUCUUUCCACGCAGAGGAAACUCUCAUCCCCUGAGAGGCUCGGGUGGGUGGGUUUGUUCUGCAGACAGCUUUUGUUGUCUGUCGCUCUCAUCGCUUCACUUUACUGUGACAACUUUCCCAGCAUAGGCAGGGCAGAGGGACAGUGUUGGGAAGGACAAGGAGAAGGGACAAACUUGAAGAGAAUCUUCAUGAGAAAACAUGUCACUUCAUUCCUUUCCAUGAAGAGAUGUUUCCAGCCGGGCAAGUUGCCUCUGAGUCAGACGUGCUUUUGUGUGGCAACGUUUUAAGUCAUUCUGUCUAUAAACCAGCUGCCUUGCUGUCUGCAGGAUAAGCAACAACAGAAAUGGCUGUUUAAAAACAAAUAGUCUAGAUUACUUGCUUACUUACCUGCUGUGUGUGUGUGCUUUUAAACUUUCAGAGUAUAUUAACUUAUUCUGAGUUUUUGUCAUUUUGUAGGGAAAUAAUUAAAUACUCCCUAUUUUUCUGCUAUAAUUAAUUGUAUUAUCUCUGAAACCAUAUCUUUGCACUACUGGAAACUUUGAUGACAGAAUAUUUUUGUAAUGGUAAUCAUAAAAAGAAAAAAAACUAAACAUAUUUAGAAUUUUUUUUUAUCAGACUAUUUCUCUAUUAUAUGUGGUUGUCCACAUUGCAUCAUUGGUAUCUUUUAAGUUGUAGCCUGGUUUUUCUUAAUUCCUCCACCGAGAAGUAAAUUUUUAACAAAGGAAUAAAACUCAAUCACAUUAAGUGUUCAUCUCACCGUGCUAAAGCAAUACUUGCCAAUUCAUUUCUUGCAGCUAUGUGUGUGGAGUUUUUCACUUUGUAUAUGCAUGAAUAAUAUGGCAAUACCUGUAUACUGUAUAAUGUAAUUAUAAUUUAAUACUGAUUUAUGUAUCCUUGCAACAUGUGCAAUGUGUAACAGUUAUAUAAGUUCAUAGUCUGUCUGACAGUAAUAUUUGUAUAGAAAAUGUUAGAAGACUAAUGUUGAGUUGUUGGUGCACUGUUGCCUUUCACAAUGUUGAUUUUAUAUAGUGUGUUGAAACAAAUUAAAAAAUGAACAGAUUAUAAUGAUAUACACAAAAACACUGGUCU